AUGCCACCAUUCCCUGCCCCACCUAGUUUUAAAUCAACAAUCAUCCAAAUAAAACCAAAUAGUAAAAUCCCACAAAUAUCGUCUUCCAAACAAACUGGAACGCCAAGACCACAGAGAAAAGCCGCCUCCAAGAGAAAGUUCACAGAUGAUGAAGAAGAUGAUAAUAAGGACAUAAAUGAUGAUACUAAUGCACAUUCAAAGCUCACUAAUGGAUCAAAAUCCACAGCCCUGAAUAGCCUGGCCAACAAAAAGAAAAAGGAUACUAAAGUCUCUCAUUCAAUGAUCGAGAAAAAAAGAAGAGUCAAAUUGAAUCGUGAAUUCGAAGUUUUGAAAAUUCUUGUCCCUGCCUGUCGAAACUCUAUCCUUAAUUCAAACAACAAUUCAAAUCAAAUCAAUGAUGGGAUGUAUAAGUUAGCGAUUCUUCAAGCAAGUGUGGAAUACAUCAACUAUUUGCACGAAAUCAUUAGAUUAAUGUAUCAAAAAAACCAACUUCAAAGCCAGGGAAAUAGCCAUAAUAAAAAUAUCAAAAACACUGAUAACAUGAACUUUGCAAAACUAAGCUUAUGCUUAGAAAACUAUAGAAAUCUAGAUUAUGAUUUCAAUUUCAGUGAAAUCAUGAGAAUUUUCAAGUACAUGAAUAGUUAUGGAAGACUAUCGAUAACCAAAAGACUGAAGUCAAGCGAUCUGUCAAACACAAUUUCUAAUUCUAUCAAUCUCGGAAGUGACAAUUAUCAAUUGAUUAGUGACGAAGGAUUUCAUAAAUACCUUAUUUCAAAAGGUAUCAAACAACUGGAAAUAGAUAAUUUCAAGUUGUUCUUCAGCAUUGUCGACUUGCAAGAAGAAAAUCAGCCUUCCACAACUAAUAAUGGCACUCCUCCAAGAUUUAAUGACCAUAUUUUCAAUGGCAAUGAAAACCCUCCUAUCUCCAACCAUUCAUAUCAACAAUCAAGUUUUUCCAAUAUAAAUUUUUACUCGAAAAGUUCGUCUAAUAAAAUAGAUUCCUUGACUUGGAAACGUUGCUCUCCUCAAGUUUCCCCGGCUACAGCCAAUUAUUUGAAUUUGCCUCUACAAGAAAACUCAGCCAAUUCGUAUAAUGUCAAUAAAGAAUUCCAACUCCCUGGUCCCAUUAUGGAUUUACCAACAAAUAAUUCUACCAACAUCCCAAACACUAACAAAUCCUCAUUAGCCUAUAUCCAGCGCCAGCAAAUGAGUCGAAAACACUCUUCCAGCUUUUCGUCGCCAAUUUUUUCUGAUUCAUCAAAUAAUCCCCAAUCUACCACAUCUGAAAAUCCUUCUUCCCAUUCUUCGGCCGGUGGUAAUACUAGCCUGACCCCAAAUUUUUCGUUACCUUCUCCUUUCAAGAUGCAAGGAUUUGAAGUAAACAAUUCAUUGUCAAUAGCAACCCAGAAUUCUGCCACCGCCCCCAACAACAUUCUGUACAGUGUUAGCAAUGGUGAUCUUUUCUCCCUUUCCCCAAACUCUUUCUCCUCCUUGUUGAAGACUCCUAAAUUUGAAAACAUUAACAAGCAUCUGAUGUCCAUGGCUGCCACAGGUACCACUAAUGGUAUUGAUAAUGAGCCAUUGAAUAAAACCAAAGAGGCAGGCGAGGCAUUGUUGUACAUGAAAAGAAAUAGUAUUGAUAGAAAUAAAUCAGCGGUAGGAGGAUCUGUUAGCAGUUCUACUUCUAAUGAUAUUGGCUUAGGGGUGCUGUCCUAUGGCAUGGGCAAACGCAGCAGCGGUGGUGAUGAUGAUAAGAUGCGGGUUUCGAAAAUCAGCAAUAUUCUUAAUUGA
Messenger RNA from Saccharomycopsis crataegensis, 1791 nucleotides. RefSeq names its product basic helix-loop-helix domain-containing protein. Gene Ontology annotation, molecular function: protein dimerization activity. Lineage: Eukaryota; Fungi; Ascomycota; Saccharomycetes; Ascoideales; Saccharomycopsidaceae. The transcript has a single exon. The record is from RefSeq and is a predicted model, not a curated record. Bases 1 to 1791 code for a protein of 596 amino acids.